AGGGAAACACAGCCCAGCUCUCACUGCAGAACAAAAUGGGAGAUGCUGAAACAGGCAAGAAGAUCUUCGUUCAGAAAUGUGCUCAGUGCCACACAGUGGAGAAAGGUGGAAAACACAAGACAGGUCCAAAUCUCUGGGGCCUUUUUGGCCGGAAGACAGGACAAGCACCAGGAUUUUCUUACACGGAUGCGAACAAGAACAAAGGUAUUGUCUGGACAGAAGAAACUUUGAUGGAAUAUUUGGAGAACCCAAAGAAAUUCAUCCCUGGUACUAAAAUGAUCUUUGCUGGUAUCAAAAAGAAGAGUGAGAGAGAAGAUCUUAUUCAGUAUUUAAAACGGGCAACAUCCUCAUGAAAUACUGUUGCAGCUUCAAAAAUAUUAGUUCUCAAUUUCAAAUACUGUGUUUAAUAAGAAGCAAUUUCUGCUCUUUCUUGAUAAGCCUGUAG
Molecule: messenger RNA, 445 nt
Organism: Phodopus roborovskii (desert hamster)
Lineage: Eukaryota; Metazoa; Chordata; Mammalia; Rodentia; Cricetidae
Product: cytochrome c, testis-specific
Exons: 3
Coding region: 36-353 (105 amino acids)
Biological process (GO): mitochondrial electron transport, cytochrome c to oxygen; mitochondrial electron transport, ubiquinol to cytochrome c
Cellular component (GO): mitochondrial intermembrane space
Molecular function (GO): electron transfer activity; heme binding
Source: RefSeq, a predicted model, not a curated record